AUGACUGCUGUGGAUUUCUCUGUCGUGACUUGCGAUUCUACGGAUAUCCUGGAGGUUUUUAACCACUUUUACUUGAUUUUCUGGAGGAAAUAUACGUCCGCCCCGCACGGCCACGAGCUGAGGUCGCUUUGUCCCAUCAAGCGCAGGGUCAUUACCUCCGAGCUAAUGACGAGAGCAUCUACUUACAUACCUGAGCUUGAAGCUUCUGGGGCUCCGAGUCCAGAUAGGCGUCAUCAACUCCCACAACGUCUUGCUUGUUUCGGACGGUAUGGGCGGCUACUUGGCCCUAGAGCUCGACUCCUGACACGAAGGCUUGCCACAAUUCUGCUCCAGUCGGGUUCCUACUGCAACCUGGCCAUCGGGCUGGAUCACCAGAAAUACUGUAAAUCGGAGACCGACCGGAAACGGAGCCACGGAAGAAAUGGAAAUCGUAUCGGUGUCUUGAGCUGGAAGCUCCUUGUGCGAGCGCGCAAUCAACCGGAGACGGCCCUGGAUGCUGAGAACUGCACUUCAAUAAACACUGCAGACGGACUGAGUAUUGGCCAGGGGAAACGCUGGAGCCUGAAGACUAUAACUAGAGGCCGACAACUCCUGAUGAUGACUUACGGGGCGUUCCAGCUGGCUGCUUGUGACCGGUAUGGGCAGCGAAGAUGGCCACCAACUGACUCACGAGGGCUUGACAUCAACUGCGUCGCGCCGCCGCGUACAGUACCAGGAGUGCGCGAUCACGUGACUGACGCGCCCGCGUUCAGUUGUGAUGCAUGUGAUGGCGCGUGGCACGAGGCAGUUCACUUCUUACCGGCCACCUCCACCGACCCCACAAUCGGCUGCCUACAGUGCUCGUUUUGCGGCCUUGAACACUCAGGGCGCGCCAUGUGGUCCAAGCUCAGCAAUGCCUUGAAAUCAUCCUCAUCCAAGCACGGCCGCGACGACGACGAGUGGGAGGAGUCCGGGUUGCAGCCUCCAGUGCUGGACGGCGUCUUUGAGCAGCACCCGAACCUUUCCGUGUUCUAUAACAAUCAGGAGGAGGUGCCUUUUCCGAAUGCUAGUCCGCCGGCGUCGCCUUCGAAGAGUGGGCGAAAGGGGCUGUUGAAGCGAGCGUCUAAGAUGCCAUGGAGCGAGGACAGCGAGAAUCAGUCUCCCGCCAAGCUAUCGCUAUCACUACCUUCGAGAUUGAAAAACUCCUUGAACUUGAAUGGUUCGGACAUAUCGCUGCCACGGGGAUUAACGGAUUCUCCGCGUCCAUCUCAAGAGACUCUGCGGAGAGACUCUCAGGACAGUUCGAAACCCCCGCAGACACCUGUUGACAACAACAAAUUCGGUUCGCUACGUUCAAUCCUGCGAGACCGGAACACCCCCGCUACCGGGCAGAGCGUCAGGUUCUUCUCGCGCGACGCAUACAAAGUUAUCACACCCGACACAUCAGUAGCUUCAGAGCCCGAGCCUAACUCCUUCCACGAUCGUCUCCAGCAAGCUGCUCCGAACGAGCCGGCAGGAUCGACUCUGCGUCACGAGAUCCCGUCGUCCAUGAAUGAUCUAUUCUCCCCGCCCAAGCUGGCGCCACCCUACCCUGGCACUCCGGGAGAGUCGUCAAGAGGCCUUGCGUCAUUUGCUAUCCCUACCUCUGACCUUUCCAACAUCUUUGACAUAUCCCAAGAACACGAGCUGCCCACCAUCCCAGUGGAUACUGAAGGUCGCUUACUUGACGAAGCGGUGGAAAUUGAAGACACCGCGGAGACCGUAGAGGGUCUCGGUUCGGAUCCAGUGCGGCGCAGCAGUACGCCCCUCAAACAUAACCAGUCGGUAUCGUUCGCGACAGCCAAGUCCGAGCAUACCCUGGACCGAAGCAAAUCCUUCAGCUUCGGUCAGACCGUCUUCCACUCAGUGGCGGAUGGCAACUCUGCAGAGUCGGAGAAGAGCCAGUCGUUCAUGACUGCGGCAGAGAAGUCGGAGGCACGCCCCGUAUCGCCGGAAGGCAGCCUCGCGAAACGCGGGCGGUCCAUGAGCGACACCAUGUUCCAGUCGAUGCUGCGCUCUACUAUGAAAUCUCCCGAGGCUGACAUCGACGAUCGCUCGGAAGCAAUGGUCGUCUACGCUCAACCCGAGCCAGACCCCUUCUCGACAAAUGCCACGACAUUCUACUCGCCACAAGCGAACAUCCCGCCCACGCCUCCACACACCACGCAUUCGCGCAAGAGCUCGCGUGAGGAAGAUCUGAUCCUGUCGCUGAAGACGCAGCUCUCGCUGCAGCAGGAGAUGUGCGGGCACUACGAGAUCGACCUGAAGGCGCGCGACGAGCUGGUGGGGAUGCUCUCUGCGCGGCUCGAGCAGGCUGACCGCGACGCAGAGAAGCGCAAGAGCGCGCUGAAGCAGUGGAAGAAGAAGGUGCAGGAGCUCGAGCGGACGUGCCGGCACCUUGAGGAAGAGGUCGAUAAUAGUCGCCAGGAGAGCCUGGAGCGGAGCGUCAUGGAUGAGGCGAGCGGGGAGGCGCUGAGGCAGCUGCACAGACAGAUCAAUCGCCUUGAGAUGGAGAAGAAGGAGGUAGAGAAGAGAGAGGCUAUUGCGAGGGAGGAGGUGGAGAAGCUCAAGGCGGACGCUGGCGCGAAGGACGAUGAGAUUAAGAGACUCACCGGCGAGCUGGAGAAGAAAGAGGCCUGCGAACGGGCGCUGCAAGAGGGCAUCAAGGCUGCGAACGAGCAGAUGACGAUGAUGCAAAGGCAAUCUUACGGAGACGACGAGCACGAGCUGAAGGCUCUUGUUGUCAAGCGCGAGCAGGUCAACGAAGAGGAGAAGGACCGCCACCGCGAGAUUGAGUUCGCAUGGGCGGAGGAGCGUGCGCGACUGGUGACCCGGGUGGACCAGCUGGAGGUGGAGAAUAAGGAAGUCACUGGCCAACUUGAUGACCUGCGCCAGGAGGUUGCCAGGAAAGAAGAACAGCUCGGCAUGCUGCAGAACGAGCUUGAGGCGCAGUGGAAGAAUACGGAGGAGAUGAACGAUAGGAUCCAGGUUCUCACUCAGGACAGGAAUACGCUCCAGACUGAGAUUGAAGUCCUCGAGGAAAGAAUCUCCAACAUGGAAGUUGACUGGAGUCAGACUGAGAAUCGCAAGUGUGAGCUAGAGGCCGAAGCUCAGGAGGCCUGGAACGCUAGGGAUGAGAUAGAAAGAGAGAAGCAGCAGCUCGAGGAUGAGCUUCACGCCGAGCGAGAGCACACCGAUGGCUUGACACAGGCUCUCCAAGAGCGGGAGGAUCGUAUCGAAGAUCUCGACAGAGAACGUCAAUAUGCUCUUGACACUGUCAAGCGACUGGAAGACAAUCUUCGUGAACGCGAUACCGAUUCUACCGAAUAUUCCAAACGGGUUGCUGAGCGCGAACAACAGAUCGAGCAGUUGCAAGAUGAGCUGUCUGGCCUGAAGCGUGAGCACAAUCGUAUUGUCGACGAACAACGCAGGGCCAUCGAUGAUAUCUCAAGUCGGGAGGAACAAGCCCGGACGAGCAUGGAGACCAUGAUACAGCAGAAAGCAGAGGCGGACGUCGCGUUGAAGACGUUGAAUGACCGUGUUGCAUCGCUGACUGCCGAAAUCGAGAAGCUUCGAAGACAAGUCCACGUCUUGCAAGCAGAGACGUCUGACAAAGACAUCAAGAUCGUGCAAUUGACGAAACAGCGCAACAAACACCAGGAAGAUAUCAAUGGCAUGAAUAUUGCUUUAGACUCGAAGCAGCAGGAACUAGAACUUCUCAAACGACGCCUCGGAGUAAAGGGAACAGCUGGUGCUACACCCGCCGCAGCGACUACCAAGACUUUCCACCGCCGAGAAUCGUCGAUUCCAGUGACCCCUGGGACAUCGCGACCUUCCUCACGACUGUCGGAGACCACCAAGCGAGGGACUAGCCAGACUCCGUCUGCGCUAAGCAAAAGUAUUCGCGGCAAUCGGACAAUGGAUAGCACUUCGAGCGCAGAUUCCUUACCUGCAUCCGCUCAGAAAAUCCAGGGAGCUAUGGGGCCCCCGCUGACGAAGCCUCGGGCAUCUGCGGCAUCGGCAGGAACACCUACCCCGACCCAGUCAAGAUUGCCGCCGUCCUCCCUGAAGCGUACCUCUUCUGCCAACCCGGCACCCGCGACUGCAGGGCCGUCAACUCUGCACCGUCGGGCAUCCUCGGUGACUCCAGCCUCAAAAGUUGCGCGCAGCCCAUCGUCUAUGAGCGAGCGGGAAGACAAGGAGAAUGCGACGCCAACAGCUAGACCGGCACGGAAACCUGUCGCUGUGCCUGCAUGA
Molecule: messenger RNA, 4275 nt
Organism: Gloeophyllum trabeum ATCC 11539
Lineage: Eukaryota; Fungi; Basidiomycota; Agaricomycetes; Gloeophyllales; Gloeophyllaceae
Exons: 6
Coding region: 1-4275 (1424 amino acids)
Source: RefSeq, a predicted model, not a curated record